Bombus terrestris (buff-tailed bumblebee) is the source of this 1055-nucleotide messenger RNA. It is a transcript of the gene MED27, whose product is annotated as mediator of RNA polymerase II transcription subunit 27. Lineage: Eukaryota; Metazoa; Arthropoda; Insecta; Hymenoptera; Apidae. Gene Ontology annotation, biological process: regulation of transcription by RNA polymerase II. Gene Ontology annotation, molecular function: transcription coactivator activity. Gene Ontology annotation, cellular component: mediator complex. The record is from RefSeq and is a predicted model, not a curated record. The transcript has 4 exons. Bases 176 to 1054 code for a protein of 292 amino acids.
UUACGAAUCUAGUAUUGUUAUUAGUGGAAGAUGAUUUAAUAACGGGAGAAGGCAUUAUGCUCUUUACAUAUCUUUUUUCAAUUUUAUAUGUACAUUGAAAGAAGAAACGUGAAAGACUGCUCUAUUAUAAAUACUAGCAUAUGAUGUAUACUAACAGAUAUUAAUAACGAUAAAAAUGGAACAGCUACAGACUGCACUGACAGCAAUUAAGGUAUUACGCUCAAGUGUUGGCCAAGUCUUUGAUUCUUUAGGAAAUGGACUACGUGCUGAUCAUGGAGAAGAAAAUAAAGAAAAUAAAUAUUUGCUUGAAUUGCAAGAACUUUUAACAACAGUCAAUGUCAAUCUAAGAGAUGUUGAACAAGCUGUAAGCAGUUUAAAUCCACCACCAGGGCCAUUUAAUUUAGCAAGUACUACAUAUCUUAGUCAAGAAACAACACAAGAAAGACAAGCAUUGUAUAGUACAUUAGUAAAUAGUUACAAGUGGACGGACAAAGUUCAUGAAUAUAGUAAUGUUGCUCAAGUAAUACUUAGCCAGAAUUCUCUGAAAAGAUCUUAUAAUACUGCUAGCAGAGCAAAAAGAGGUCGAACCCAAACGAGUAAUCAUAAUGUUCCUCAACAACAAGUUGAUUCAUUAAUAGCCACAUUUGAUAGACUUUUUAAUGAUAUGACAGUAUCUGUAUCUCGACCAUUUGCAUCAAAUGUAGUAUUACAUGUUACCCUGGGACAUGUUUUAAAAGGAGUCAUAGCAUUUAAAGGUUUAAUGAUUGAAUGGGUAGUAGUUAAAGGUUAUGGAGAACCUAUGGAUUUAUGGACAGAGUCCAGACACAAAGUUUUUAGAAAAGUAACGGAAAAUGCUCACGCUGCUAUGUUACAUUUUUAUUCUCCUACAUUACCUGAAUUAGCUGUCCGAUCAUUUAUGACUUGGUUCCAUAGUUUAAAUAAUCUAUUUAGUGAUCCAUGUAAACGUUGUGGUUUACAUUUACACAGUGCUUUACCUCCAACAUGGAGGGAUUUUCGAACAUUGGAAUCCUAUCAUCAAGAAUGUAAACCAUAAA